Molecule: messenger RNA, 1032 nt
Organism: Dentiscutata heterogama
Lineage: Eukaryota; Fungi; Glomeromycota; Glomeromycetes; Diversisporales; Gigasporaceae
Source: the annotation of a GenBank genome assembly
AUGGCUACAAAUUCCACUAUCAAAGGUGCUGCAGACAUAUUAUCUCUUUAUUUUCCUAUAAUUGGUGCAGUGAAAUUUUUAGUUGGUGAAAUUUAUCAAAUUUAUGAGAAUGCAGAAUGUAAUAAAGAACUUUGUGUGAUUAUGGUUGAUAGAGUAAAAACCGCAGAAUGUUCAAUGGAUAAAAUUGUAAGAAGUAUAGAAACUAAUAAAGAAGAUUUUCAUAAAAAAUCUUAUUAUUUAGCUUUUGAAAAAUUUAAAAAUAUUUUGAUACAAAUUAGAGAUUUUACUAAAAGUGUAUCAAAACUUAAAGGUUAUAAAAAAUUUCUUAAUGCAACUGACGUUAGAAAUAAAUAUGAUCAUUUAACUAAAGAAUUUGAUAAAUGUAUGGAGGAAUUACACUUUGCUAUCGAUGUUUCUAAUGCAAUUGAUAGAAAAAAAGAAGCUGAAAGAGUUGAUAAAGCUUUGAAAGAAGUUGAACAAACGCUCAAAAAUCUUGGUGAUAAAGUUGAUACAAUAGCAGAAGAUGUAGGCUUCAUUAAAGCUCAAAUAACUAAACAAGGUGACGUUCAUGCUAAAAAAAUUGAACCAAAUGAAUUACGUGACCCUUUAGUUCAAGCAACGAAUGGCAGCGUAAUUAAAAAGAUUUAUAAAUCAUCAAUCGAAGUUGCAUGUAAACCUAUAAGAGGCCAAAAUGAAAAUGAAUUAGCAAUUCUUGGUAAAUUAGGUUUAUCACCUCACAUUCUCUAUUUUUAUGGUCAUUCAUGCAUUAAUAACAAUAAUGUUAUGAUUUCUGAAUGGGCUGAGCGUGGAAAUUUAAGAGAACUUUAUGAUCAUUUUGAUAUUCCUUGGACUAGGAAAAUACAAAUUGCCAAAGAUAUAUUUCAAGGCAUUACAUUUUUGCGUACAGUGAAUAUUUUCCAUCAUGAUGUUAGAUGUGAAAACGUUUUCGUAUUACGUGACUUGAACGUAAAACUAGGAAAUUUCAAAUGUGCACGUGAAGUAAAUGGAGUUUCUACAAAUCUUUCAAGUUUA